Molecule: messenger RNA, 9387 nt
Organism: Pelodiscus sinensis (Chinese soft-shelled turtle)
Lineage: Eukaryota; Metazoa; Chordata; Testudines; Trionychidae
Gene: EEF2K
Product: eukaryotic elongation factor 2 kinase
Biological process (GO): myosin II filament disassembly; protein phosphorylation; response to differentiation-inducing factor 1
Molecular function (GO): calcium ion binding; ATP binding; calmodulin binding
Source: RefSeq, a predicted model, not a curated record
AAAACUUUAAACAGGUCCCUAUUGGCUGGAUGUAACUUUCAUGGAGGCAGAUUCUACCACUUGUGCUUGCUUGGGAGUUCUUGUACCUUUCUCUCAAGCGUUGGUCCUGGAUACAGGACUAGAUGGACCAUAGAUUCUGAUCCAAUUUCUGGGAAUUCCUAUGUUGCUCAAUAGAAAUGUCUUCAUUAUAAAAAUGUCUAAUUCUUUACAUGUUAGUGGAAGCAAACACUUCCAGGGAACAAAUGGGAGUUUCCAAGUUAAGCAAAAGAUGUGAACUUAAAGGGAGAAUAUGAAGAGAGGGACCUCCUAGGAGGGGAGAGGCUGGGGGAAUCUGUUUUAAGUGUAGAAACAGUAUAAAAAAAGACAUGAGGGGGGAGACAGACUCUCCUAUCUGGAGGAAAUCUGAUCCUAUAAAAUGAGGUACAUGUUACUAAUCUGGAGUUGCUGGGCAACAAGUAUAGUUGAUGGGCCAAACUUAGCCCUAGUAGCAACAGGUGCAAUUCCGUUGCCCCUGCAACGCCAGGGCUGAAAUGUCAGUUUCUCUCUUCUAGAAGCUGUGUUUGGUUAGCCCUUAUGCACUCUUGGAAGGGGUGCAGUACUGCAGCAAUUGAGUGGGCACAACACCACCGUGAGAGGCGUCUCUGAAUUCCCAUGAGGGCAUCCUGGUUCUCACUCUACCAUUUCUAGAAACUCAAGCAGGGGCUGAACACCUCACUUAGGCUCAGUCGUGCUUCUGAGCAAUCAGGUUUAUUGAGGGCUAGAGCCAGUGGACUUGGAAGAGAGUCCUCUAAUAUGAGACUGAGAGGGUGUGGAGAAGUGUGUGUGUUUGGGGGCGGGGCAGGAUGUAGCACCAGGAAAAUGUGGAAGAUCAUCAAGGGCAUCAAAAAUUGCCUUUCGGUCUGUGCUGUGCCAAGAUGGAGCUGAAUUAAUGAUGACAAUGUAUCUGUUUGAGUUCUGCUGAAUCAUCAUUAAUAGUCUCUUCAUGGAGAUAUGCAUGGAAAUCUCCGACCAAUGCUGUGGGUGGAACCUGAGCCUCGACACAAUAAAUCAAUGACUGGUGGAUUGAUUGCUGCAGUGUCCAUCCCCAGCAUAGUGGAGCCAAGUCCUAAGAGUUGAUGUCAGAAAAGAGCACUGAGGUUCUUCUCUCAUUUCGCAUGUGUACUGUAACACUGGCUGCUUUAAUCAUUGCACGAAUUAAAACCAUCUCCCACAAACAUGGCAGACGAGGACCUUAUAUUUUGUAUGGAAGGUAUUGAUAAUGCCAGGUCAACUAAAGCCAUCUCUCGAAACUAUCAUGAUACUGAUAGUGAGGAUGAGGACAGUUAUUACAUCUGUCCGAUAACAGAGGAUCCAGUAUCAAACAAGGCUGCAAACAACAAAGUCGCCAAUUAUUACAGCAACUUGGCAAAAGAGGAACAGUACAGAUCUAGCUCUUCUCCUCGGAGUUCAUUCAAUAUUAGGGAAGCCUGGAGACAUGCCAUUCAGAAAGCUAAACACAUGCCUGAUCCCUGGGCAGAAUUUCAUCUUGAGGACAUUGAAACAGAAUAUGCCACGCGUUAUAGGUACAAUGCAGUUACUGGGGAAUGGGUCGAAGAUGAAGUUCUCAUUAAAAUGGCUUCACAGCCCUUUGGCCGUGGAGCAAUGCGGGAGUGCUUCAGAACGAAAAAGCUGUCCAAUUUUUUACACACGCAGAAUUGGAAAGGUGCAUUUAACUAUGUUGCUAAGCGAUAUAUCGAGACUGUAGACAGGGAUGUCUACUUUGAGGAUGUACGACUUCAAAUGGAAGCAAAACUUUGGGGAGAGGAGUAUAAUCGGCACAAGCCACCAAAACAGGUUGAUAUAGUGCAGACCAGUAUUAUUGAAAUGAAGAACAGACCUGGAAAGCCCUUGUUUCAUUUGGAACAUUACAUCGAGGGGAAGUACAUCAAAUACAACUCAAACUCUGGAUUCGUACGAGAUGACAACAUUCGCCUUACCCCACAAGCCUUUAGCCACUUCACAUUUGAGCGCUCAGGACACCAGCUCAUAAUUGUUGAUAUCCAGGGAGUUGGAGAUCUUUAUACCGACCCUCAGAUCCACACGGAGAGUGGCACAGACUUUGGAGACGGCAACCUAGGCGUACGGGGUAUGGCUUUGUUCUUUCAUUCUCAUGCCUGUAACAAGAUUUGCAAAAGUAUGGGACUUACACCUUUUGAUCUUUCACCUAAAGAGAAGCAUGUCUUGGAUCACUGUAACAAACAGCUUGAAUCUGCUCAGACAAUUCUGCGUGGCACAGAGGAAAAAUGUGGCAGUAGCCGGGUGAGAACAAUGUCUGGUAGUCGGCCUCCUCUGCUUUUCCGCCUGUCUGAAAAUUCUGGAGAUGAAAGCAUGAGUGACGUGGCAUUUGACUCCUUACCCUCUUCUCCCUGCUCAGCAACACCACAUAAAAUGGACACACUUCAAUGGCCUGUGUUUAACGAAGUGGAUAACUUAGUUCACAAGGACCAUGAUCAGCUUGAUAACCAAAGGGACUCUGAAAAUGGUGGUGACAGUGGGUGCCCCAGUGAAAAGAGAAGUGACCUGGAAGAUAUGGAUCAUCGAGAUAGGGGCCAUUCAAACUGCAACCGAAGACGUGAAUCUGAUGAAGACAGUUUGGGAAGUUCUGCAAGGGUCAGUGUGGAGAAAUGGAAUCUCUACAACUCUUCCAGAGUCCACAUCCAUAGACCGUCCUGUGUUGCAGUGGAAGUUCAGAGACUCAAUGCACUGGAACUUGAAAAGAAAAUUGGGAAAUCCAUCCUUGGGAAGGUGCACCUAGCCAUGGUUCGCUACCACGAAGCUGGACGUUUCUGUGAGAAAGAUCAGGAGUGGGAUCAGGAAUCCGCUCUUUUUCACCUGGCACAUGCUGCUGAUUGUGGAGAACUAGAAGCCAUUGUUGGAUUAGGACUCAUGUACUCCCAGCUGCCACAUCACAUUCUUUCAGAGCUCACUUCAGAGGACACACAGGAAAACCGAAUCAAAGGAUUUGAUUAUUUACUGAGAGCAGCAGAAGCUGGAGACCGGCCUUCCAUGAUUCUGGUAGCAAGAGCAUAUGAUACAGGUGUAAAUCUUGGUUCAAACAGAAUCCAAGACUGGAACGAAGCUCUGCAUUGGUACAACGCUGCACUGAAUAUGACCGAUUAUGAUGAAGGAGGUGAAUAUGAUGGAACCCAGGAUGAGCCCCGGUAUCUGCUCCUGGCAAGGGAAGCAGAGAUGUUAAUGACAGGAGGGUUCCACCUGGCCAAGGAUCCACAAAAAUCAGGUGAGUUGUACACAGAAGCAGCAGAAGCAGCAAUACAAGCGAUGAAGGGCAGAUUGGCAAAUCAGUACUACCAGAAAGCUGAAGAAGCUUGGGCAAUGAUGGAGGAAUGAAACUUCAAAUGAGGCAGCUCUUGUAUAUAAAAUAUUUUUUAUAAACUGUUACUUUGCAAAAAAAAAAAAAAAACAAGAUGUAUUUUUAUGUGUUGUUAAUGAUUUGUGUUUUUCAUAUUUUAAUUUUCUAACUUUAUUCUGAGGCAGAAAAUAUACAAAUAUAUGUUGUAUUUUGGGGGUGCUAUAAUGUACUUUUACCUACACUUCAAAGCUGCAGUAUCUGUGCACUUGAUUUUUUUAAUAACUUUUAACUGUUAGUUGUGAGGGGCCUGAUUUAAUUUCAGAAAAAUGAAACUGAUGUCAGCUUGCGUGGCACACACUUUGUUGUACGCAGCAAAGCAUUCAGUGUGUUUAUAUCUUUCUACUACUAUUAGUCCUCUCACCACAAAUAUCACACAUUUCUAAGUUCAAAGCACUUCUUCACUAGUAUUUGUUUUUUUCAGGCAAUUCUUCAUUUUCCAUGUAAACAUAUGCAGAAAUUCUCUUUUUUAAUCCCCCUUGUGAAAUAAAUCAAGAACCAGAGUGAACAGAAUAGAAUUCUGCUAGUAAUACUCUUUACAAUGCAGUUCUCUGUAAAAAUAUUAUUGGGGACACCUAUGUUUUCUUCCUGAAGUGAUUCCAGAUGCCUGUCUUCUCAGUUUGCAAAUGUAAAAAAUGUGUUUCCUAAGGAUAGCCCUGAAAAACAAGCUGAGUCUUGAAAUACAAAAUGGUUUCUCUUUUGGUCAUUCAUCACCAAUAAUACACAUUCUGCAGUUAGAUCUCAGCUAAUAAUUUUCUUGAUAAGACAUUCUAGCUUCCUCUUCCACAUCUGUAUAGCCUCUGAAAAAAAGUAAAAACUUAUUUCAGACAGAAAAGUAGUUAUAACUCUGAACGCAUACAGGGAGGACUGGUCCAUUGAAUAUAGCAGUGCCAUUUUUAUGUAGCACAGUUUUAGGGUAAAAUCCUCUAUUGAAAUCUGUGGCAAAAUGCCAUUGACUAUUAUGGGGCCAAAAGUUCAUUGAAGGCAGCUAGUCUACUCUUGGAAAAGUUACAGGGGGAUAGCUGCUGUGAUAGUGCUAGAUUGUACAUACUACAUAUUCUGAUGGGGUGGAUUAAGUCAAUGAUAACACUCAGGUGUGAAUUUUUCACACCCAGGAAUGAUGUAGCUGGGUUGAGCUGAUUUCGUUUUGUAGACCAGUCUCAAUCGUAAAUAGAGAAAUUUUUUUUGCAACAUUUUGCAUUGUAUCUUAUCCUAAUACAAUAAAGUUCCUACUGGACUUACAAUAUCCUUCCAAUAAGGUACCCUAAAAUGUUUAUAGUCUACUGAUUUCUUGGUAACAUUUAGUUGUUUUUACAGUGAAAUAUCCAUUCUCAGUGCACUUAACAUUAAGAAAUACCCUUCCCAAUCAUUUCUACAUGGCAACAUGUAAACAGAUUAGAGAAACUGACAUGCAUGUACAUUUACUAUCCCUCUAUUCCAAAUAACUUGGUUAGGUUACAUAAAAAGCACUCAAACUAUAAUUGCAGUACAGUAGGUUUAAACUGUUCACUGAAUAAUCUCCUUAUCUCAGUAAAAUUUCUGUGUACUGUACUAAUUUUCUAAAUAAUAGCCCUAAAGGUACAAAGCUAAUCUUUGUUGUACUAGUGAUUCACAUUCUGUAAUUGCACACCUGAGUUUUGACCCCCUCUGAUGUUCACAGUAAGAUAUGCUACAGGAUCUCUGUUUUUCACAAGACAUUGAGGAUCUGGAUGUUUUGACCCCCUCUGAUGUUCACAGUAAGAUAUGCUACAGGAUCUCUGUUUUUCACAAGACAUUGAGGAUCUGGAUGUUUUGACCCCCUCUGAUGUUCACAGUAAGAUAUGCUACAGGAUCUCUGUUUUUCACAAGACAUUGAGGAUCUGGAUGUUUUGACCCCCUCUGAUGUUCACAGUAAGAUAUGCUACAGGAUCUCUGUUUUUCACAAGACAUUGAGGAUCUGGAUGUUUUGACCCCCUCUGAUGUUCACAGUAAGAUAUGCUACAGGAUCUCUGUUUUUCACAAGACAUUGAGGAUCUGGAUGUUUUGACCCCCUCUGAUGUUCACAGUAAGAUAUGCUACAGGAUCUCUGUUUUUCACAAGACAUUGAGGAUCUGGAUGUUUUGACCCCCUCUGAUGUUCACAGUAAGAUAUGCUACAGGAUCUCUGUUUUUCACAAGACAUUGAGGAUCUGGAUGUUUUGACCCCCUCUGAUGUUCACAGUAAGAUAUGCUACAGGAUCUCUGUUUUUCACAAGACAUUGAGGAUCUGGAUGUUUUGACCCCCUCUGAUGUUCACAGUAAGAUAUGCUACAGGAUCUCUGUUUUUCACAAGACAUUGAGGAUCUGGAUGUUUUGACCCCCUCUGAUGUUCACAGUAAGAUAUGCUACAGGAUCUCUGUUUUUCACAAGACAUUGAGGAUCUGGAUGUUUUGACCCCCUCUGAUGUUCACAGUAAGAUAUGCUACAGGAUCUCUGUUUUUCACAAGACAUUGAGGAUCUGGAUGUUUUGACCCCCUCUGAUGUUCACAGUAAGAUAUGCUACAGGAUCUCUGUUUUUCACAAGACAUUGAGGAUCUGGGUUUUUUAAAAAAAAGUGUCUUGUAAACUGUUACUUUGCAAAAAAAAAAAAAAAACAAGAUGUAUUUUUAUGUGUUGUUAAUGAUUUGUGUUUUUCAUAUUUUAAUUUUCUAACUUUAUUCUGAGGCAGAAAAUAUACAAAUAUAUGUUGUAUUUUGGGGGUGCUAUAAUGUACUUUUACCUACACUUCAAAGCUGCAGUAUCUGUGCACUUGAUUUUUUUAAUAACUUUUAACUGUUAGUUGUGAGGGGCCUGAUUUAAUUUCAGAAAAAUGAAACUGAUGUCAGCUUGCGUGGCACACACUUUGUUGUACGCAGCAAAGCAUUCAGUGUGUUUAUAUCUUUCUACUACUAUUAGUCCUCUCACCACAAAUAUCACACAUUUCUAAGUUCAAAGCACUUCUUCACUAGUAUUUGUUUUUUUCAGGCAAUUCUUCAUUUUCCAUGUAAACAUAUGCAGAAAUUCUCUUUUUUAAUCCCCCUUGUGAAAUAAAUCAAGAACCAGAGUGAACAGAAUAGAAUUCUGCUAGUAAUACUCUUUACAAUGCAGUUCUCUGUAAAAAUAUUAUUGGGGACACCUAUGUUUUCUUCCUGAAGUGAUUCCAGAUGCCUGUCUUCUCAGUUUGCAAAUGUAAAAAAUGUGUUUCCUAAGGAUAGCCCUGAAAAACAAGCUGAGUCUUGAAAUACAAAAUGGUUUCUCUUUUGGUCAUUCAUCACCAAUAAUACACAUUCUGCAGUUAGAUCUCAGCUAAUAAUUUUCUUGAUAAGACAUUCUAGCUUCCUCUUCCACAUCUGUAUAGCCUCUGAAAAAAAGUAAAAACUUAUUUCAGACAGAAAAGUAGUUAUAACUCUGAACGCAUACAGGGAGGACUGGUCCAUUGAAUAUAGCAGUGCCAUUUUUAUGUAGCACAGUUUUAGGGUAAAAUCCUCUAUUGAAAUCUGUGGCAAAAUGCCAUUGACUAUUAUGGGGCCAAAAGUUCAUUGAAGGCAGCUAGUCUACUCUUGGAAAAGUUACAGGGGGAUAGCUGCUGUGAUAGUGCUAGAUUGUACAUACUACAUAUUCUGAUGGGGUGGAUUAAGUCAAUGAUAACACUCAGGUGUGAAUUUUUCACACCCAGGAAUGAUGUAGCUGGGUUGAGCUGAUUUCGUUUUGUAGACCAGUCUCAAUCGUAAAUAGAGAAAUUUUUUUUGCAACAUUUUGCAUUGUAUCUUAUCCUAAUACAAUAAAGUUCCUACUGGACUUACAAUAUCCUUCCAAUAAGGUACCCUAAAAUGUUUAUAGUCUACUGAUUUCUUGGUAACAUUUAGUUGUUUUUACAGUGAAAUAUCCAUUCUCAGUGCACUUAACAUUAAGAAAUACCCUUCCCAAUCAUUUCUACAUGGCAACAUGUAAACAGAUUAGAGAAACUGACAUGCAUGUACAUUUACUAUCCCUCUAUUCCAAAUAACUUGGUUAGGUUACAUAAAAAGCACUCAAACUAUAAUUGCAGUACAGUAGGUUUAAACUGUUCACUGAAUAAUCUCCUUAUCUCAGUAAAAUUUCUGUGUACUGUACUAAUUUUCUAAAUAAUAGCCCUAAAGGUACAAAGCUAAUCUUUGUUGUACUAGUGAUUCACAUUCUGUAAUUGCACACCUGAGUUUUGACCCCCUCUGAUGUUCACAGUAAGAUAUGCUACAGGAUCUCUGUUUUUCACAAGACAUUGAGGAUCUGGGUUUUUUAAAAAAAAGUGUCUUGUAAUCCUGUUUUGUUAAAUAAAAACAUAUUUGUUGUGCUGAUUGCAGAAAAACCUCAUUAGCUACUAGAUAUCAUUGAAGACCGAAACUUAUCCUAAGCUCACAGUUUUAUUUCAAGAGUCCCUUGCCAUCUGUACAGCAACUGGAUCUAUUAUUGGUCUUAUUUAUUUAGUUGUUAUUUUGAGAUGUUAUCAUCAUGGCACAUAUAGCUCCAAGCUGGGUCCUUUUUUCCAUCUCCUGAGAGUAUUGAAGAGUUAGGAUGACAGUGUCAUUAUUAAGGCGAGACUGUUGAAUAUUUACUGUUGAUCCAGUACAGCAUUUAAGCACAUAUUUAACUUUAAGCAUAUGAUUGAUUGAAGCCCAUUAUUUCAUGGGACUUUUGUCAUGGUUACAGGAAAGCACAUGGUUAAAUGAUUUGAUGGAUUGGGUCAGUAAAAUGUUACAUCUUUCGCUUUUGUGUGUAGAGUGGGUCUUCCCUGCAGCCAUCUGGGAAGUAUACACUGAGAAUCAUCAGUUGUUAUUUAAAGUCCGAUAGCUGGGAUGUUCUUAAUGGAAAACUGUAGUUUAGGUAUCUAAUUGCAGAGAUUAUUAAGGGGCAAAUCCUACCCCUUUCUCUAUAGCAUACACAGAGCUCCAUUUGAAGUGGAACAGGUGCAGAUCUGCUGUGCAGAUGCACAGAAGGUGGUGAGAUCCAUAGAUUGGGGUGAGCAUACUCAUGACUAAGGAAAUGCUACUCAUUUCAUUCUCUCUCACUGGGAAACAGUUGCAGGAAAUACCAGCACUCAGAGACAGCUGCAUCAUGCAGUUAUGCAAAUAGUGGAACAUUGGCAAACAUUUAUGUAUAUCUACAGGAAAAAAAUUAAAAUGUGCUUAUAGCAUACAAGCCCCUUGCACACUCUAAGCACUAUGUACAUAAAUAAUAAAGAUAAAUAAUAUAUUUUUAUUGUAUAAGUACAAAAACAAUUGUGAUUUUCCUUUACAAAAAAGUUUAUAUAACUAACAUGUUUGACUUGCAUGGAGAGAGGAGGAGAUCUAAGUAUUUAAAUCCAAAAUAUAAACACAGGGCUCAAAGAUGGUAAUUAACAACACCUUUUGGCAUGCCAGUUAAUUCAUUGAAUUCUGUAAUUGUUAUAAUUACAGAAACUUCUUUGUAGAUUUGAGGCAUAUGAAGUUAUACAGCUCAACAGGCAAAAUAUUGUCAUUGUUAAUACUUUGUCUUCAAAUAUUUUACAUUUUGUUAGAAACUUAGAUUACUUCUUGGUGAAAACAUGGUAUCAUAUGGAUAGUUAGAUGUGCAACAGAUAUGACAGUCAAUUUUUUAAAUUAAACUUAUGUUUACAGAAAUAUGCACAAUUUAUUUUAUGAAAUUCCUUUAGAGAGAGAAAAGUGUAUGUUUUGACAAACUUUUUGGAAUGAUCUUGCUGCAUACUGUAUUUUUAAUCUAUUCUCAAUGAACAAAUAGAAUAUAUUUUUUAAAAAUGUGAAAAAAAUAAAUAUGGGGCCCAUACCUGCAGAACUGAAUUAGGCAAUAAAUCCCACUGACAUCAUGGAAAUUUUGCCUGAGCAAAAACAGCAGAAUUGGGGGCCCUUUUUUUGCAUGUAAGAAAUACGGGAAUUGUUCAUUUGCAUCACUUAUUCAUGUAAUUCAGUUUUAUUGGUUUUUGCUUUGCCAAAUAAAGUUUUCUUUUUGUCA